GCUCGCUCUGUGCUAAACGCUCCUGUCCCCACACAAAAAGCCACAUACCUCUUCAUUUAUUCUAGCCUGCUUUGCUGUAUCAUGCAUAACAGCCAUGUCACCCAUCUGCUCGUCUCUCUUCUUUGCAUCGGGUUGACUGCCCAGUCUGAGCUGGAGACAGAUGAAGUGGUUCCCAGGCUGCUGUCCGGGCAGGAGGCGCACCUGUCCACGGACCACACUUUCCGCACUCUCCGGCGCCGCGGUCAGCGCUCCCUGGACGUCCCAGGGGGAGGACACUCUGACCUGGAUAACAUAAUCCUGACACUGCCUGCUUUUGGCCGGGACCUGUAUUUAAAUCUGACGUGGGAUAGUACGUUUCUCUCCGGGGACUUCGAGGUGGAGGAGAGGCGCAGGGACCAGAGCGCGGCGGUCAGACGCUUGUCCAUGGACCAGCUCUGCUUUUACUCUGGCUCCAUCAUCAACCACACGGACUCUCUGGCAUCAAUGAGCACCUGUGGCGGUCUGACCGGGCUCGUUCAGAUCGGGGAGGAUAGCCUGUUCAUUCAGCCGCUGGGUGAAAACGACCCGUCACAAUCCUUCUCUGGACUAAAACACCGGCUGUCGCGACGCCGACGCUCCUCCAAGACCGGCUCCGCUCCGGACGCUGACCAGCCCAGCUACUGUGGGACUGUACAGGCAGGGAAGAGGAAGGAGAAGAGGUCAAAGAUAGCGGAGGAGGGUCGCGGCAAAAGAAACGCCAUUCGCCUGCAUGAAGCUUACACUGUGGAGACGGUGGUGGUGGCCGACUCAGACAUGGUGCAGUACCAUGGUGCUGAGGCCGCACAGAGGUUCCUGCUGACUGUCAUGAACAUGGUCUACAACAUGUUCCACCACCAGAGUCUGGGAGUCAGAAUCAACAUUCGAGUCACCAAGCUGGUGUUGCUUCACAGCCGCCCAGAGAAGCUGAGCGUGGGUCAUCAUGGAGAAAGGUCUCUGGAGAGCUUCUGUCACUGGCAGUAUCAGGAGUUUGGGGGCCCACGUUACCUCGGCACCAACCACGUUCCUGGUGGGAGGGAUGACAUCCCACCAGUGGAUACAGCUGUGCUGGUCACCAGGACAGAUUUCUGCGUUCAUAAAGACGAACCCUGUGAUACUGUGGGUAUUGCGUAUCUGGGCGGUGUCUGCAGCGCCAAAAGGAAGUGUGUGUUAGCGGAGGACAAUGGACUCAAUCUGGCCUUCACCAUCGCUCACGAGCUCGGACACAACAUGGGAAUGAGCCAUGACGACGACCACACAACCUGCACUGGUCACUCCCACAUCAUGUCUGGUGAAUGGGUGAAAGGAAGAAACCCCAGCGACCUGUCCUGGUCCUCCUGCAGCCGCGAUGAUCUGGAGAACUUCCUCAGAUCCAAAGCCAGCGCCUGCCUACUGCACACAGACCCCAGGAGCCGUUACCAGGUCCGGCUGCCUCCCAAGCUGCCGGGCAUGCACUACAGCGUGGAUGAACAGUGCCAGAUCCUGUUUGGAACCAAUGCCACUUUCUGCAAUGACAUGGAGGGCCUCAUGUGUGCUGGCCUGUGGUGUUUAGUAGAAGGAGAUGCAUCUUGCAAGACCAAACUGGAUCCUCCUCUGGAUGGAACAGAGUGUGGAGCAGACAAGUGGUGCAGGGCAGGCGAGUGUGUCAGUAAGACUCCCAUCCCUCAGCAUGUGGACGGCGACUGGAGUCCAUGGAGCCAGUGGAGCAUGUGCAGCAGGACCUGCGGUACUGGAGUCCAGUUCAGACAGAGGAAAUGUGACAACCCUCCGCCUGGUCCUGGCGGGCGACACUGUCAGAAGGCCAGUGUGGAGCACAAAGCCUGUGAAGGUCCCCCCUGUCCCAAAGGGGCCCCCAGCUUCAGAGACCUGCAGUGUCUGUCCUACGACCGACACGCCAGCAAGAAGAAGGGCAGCAUGCUGACUGCUAUUAUUAAUGACGAGAAGCCGUGUGUGUUGUUCUGCAGCCCGGUGGGUCGAGAUGUCCCAGCCCUGAUGGCUGACAGAGUGAUGGAUGGGACGCCUUGUGGACCAUAUGAGGCGGACCUGUGCGUUAACGGGAGGUGUCAGAAAAUUGGCUGCGAUGGCGUCAUCGGCUCUUCGGCUAAAGAGGAUCGCUGUGGUGUUUGUAACGGAGACGGCCGCUCCUGUAAGAUAGUGAGAGGAGACUUCAACCACACCAAAGGAAUGGGCUACAUCGAGGCCGUGGUUAUCCCUGCAGGAGCCAGGAGAAUCAAAGUUGUGGAGGACAAACCUUCACAUAGCUUUCUGGCCCUCAAAGACUCCAGUAAGAGAUCCAUCAACAGUGACUGGAAGAUUGAGCUUCCAGGAGAGUUUGAACUGGCCGGGACCACGGUGCGCUACGUCAGAAGGGGACUGUGGGAGAAGAUGUCUGCCAAGGGACCCACUAAGACCCCCUUACACCUGAUGGUUCUGCUCUUCCACGACCAGAGCUACGGGAUCCACUACGAGUACACGGUGUCUCUGAACACGUCUCAGGACAGGAGUAGUGAGGAGCAGAGGGAACAGGAGUAUCUCUACAUCUGGACUCACAGCAGCUGGCAGGACUGUACUGUCCAAUGUGGAGGAGGUGAGCGGAGGACAGUGGUUUCCUGUAUGAGGAUAGCCAAUAAAACCAUGGAGGUGGUCAACGACAGCUACUGUCAGCUGGAGAACCGACCACAGCCCCAAGUACGACUCUGCAACUCACACCCCCUCCAGACCAGGUGGGUGACAGGUGAGUGGGGAUCCUGCUCCGUCACAUGUGGUAAAGGUCUUCAGCAGAGGGAAGUGGUUUGUGUUUACCACCUACAGAACGGCUCGCUCAUCCACACCAGAGACCUGUACUGCCAAGGAGGAAAACCUCCUGUCCUGCAGGGCUGCGAGGGCCGCCUCUGCCUCACUGUGUGGGAGGCUUCAGAGUGGUCCAAGUGUUCCUCAGACUGUGGUCAAGGCGUCCGCAGACGGGUGGUGUCGUGUACAAACCCUCAGGGUCUGUGUGAUCCUCUGUCCCAGCCCACUCAAGAGGAGCCCUGUGAGGACCACUCCAGAUGUUAUGAAUGGAAGACUGGAGACUGGUCCAAGUGUUCUUCAUCCUGUGGGAAGGGCCUGCAGUCUCGAGUGGUCCAGUGUAUGCACAAAGUGACUGGUCGUCACGGUAACGACUGCCCAGUGACACUGAGACCACCGACCUACCGACCCUGUCACCAUGGGGCCUGCAACGAGAAAAUCAAUGUGAACACCAUCACAUCCCCCAGGCUAGCUGCUCUGACCUACAAAUGCAUGGGGGACCAGUGGACGGUGUACUGUCGUGUGAUCCGGGAGAAGAACCUCUGUCAGGACAUGAGGUGGUACCAGCGCUGCUGUGAAACCUGUAGGGACUUUUAUGCCAAGAAAAUACUGCACAAGAGCUAAUGACCAAAUCAAAUCUA
Seriola dumerili (greater amberjack) is the source of this 3443-nucleotide messenger RNA. It is a transcript of the gene adamts17, whose product is annotated as ADAM metallopeptidase with thrombospondin type 1 motif 17. The transcript is spliced from 24 exons. Gene Ontology annotation, molecular function: metalloendopeptidase activity. Gene Ontology annotation, biological process: extracellular matrix organization; proteolysis. Gene Ontology annotation, cellular component: extracellular matrix. The record is from RefSeq and is a predicted model, not a curated record. The coding region runs from base 82 to 3426 and encodes 1114 amino acids. NCBI's taxonomy places the organism in Eukaryota, Metazoa, Chordata, Actinopteri, Carangiformes, Carangidae.